Amborella trichopoda is the source of this 1218-nucleotide messenger RNA. RefSeq names its product RUN/FYVE domain protein. The record is from RefSeq and is a predicted model, not a curated record. Lineage: Eukaryota; Viridiplantae; Streptophyta; Magnoliopsida; Amborellales; Amborellaceae.
AUUAUUUGUGUUUUAAAACCCGGAGCUCCAUGUUUGGCUUAUUGUUUCUCUCUCUAUUGCCAUGAAAUAGUUGCAGAGGUUUUUCGAGUUCAAGUACCAGCUUCACGCGCUAGUCUCCCAUGUUCGAGACCUUGCAAUGAAACUCCUUCAGGACGAGAACUCCUUGUUAGAACACAAGCAAAAGGAGUUAAAGGGGAGUAUAAAUAACCUUCUUGAAUCAAGAGAGACAUUAUGAGCCAAUACGAGGUCAGUUUUUGAAUCUACAUGUGCAUUGAAACAUUCCAUUGAGAUGAGAGACCGAAAGAUAGCAGUUCUCUGCGAGAAGAUUCACCACCAAUAUUUACUAUUUGACUCUAUUAAAAAAGAAACUGUUUGUAUCAAGCAAGUUGUUGACAGAAAGCAUUGGCUUGUGAGCGAAAAAGAACAAUCAGCUAUAUUGAAAAGGAAGGUGGAUGACAUUUGUUAUUCGAAAAAGACUUUAAAGUUUCUGGUUUGCCACUCAGAAGUAUCAGUUUACGGUCAGAUGUUUUAUCUUGACCAAGAUUACCUUCAGAAGGACAUAUCUGUAAAGGAAGAAACUAUCCAAAGUUUGGUUACUGAGAAACAGGCCUUGCUUUUGGAGAUACAGAACUUGGGAUUGAUCUUGCAAAAGAUUCAGGAGACCGCUUCGGCCAAAUUUACAGUAGAUCAGGGAGUACUUCUUUCAGCACUACAAGUUAAAGUUAUAGACCAUGAAAUAAACUCAAAGCAGCCUGAUAGGUCACGUAUCAGGUUAGACGAAAAGAUUCAAGAGGAUGAUGCAAGUUUGGUAUACAAGCAUCUUGAACGAGGGCGAGUGUGUUUCUUUUGUGCAAGAGCUUGACACUGAGAGUUCUAUGACCAAAACAGAAACUUGAAGUGAGAGAUUAGUUACUUCUCAAGUUGGGAUUUGCAAUUUCUAUCAACUGCGAAUCGAUGCUUGGAGUUAAAGUGGACUUUCUUUCUAAGGGUUGUGUUCCAGUCUAUUAUGUAUACUUUGUAUAUAAUUCCCAUUAAAAUUGCAACAAGUUCAAUGAGAAACAGCAAAACACACCAUGCCAUGCAGGAAUAGUUGUGCCUCGGGCUACAUGUAACCUGCAAUGUCUUUGUUGUUAGCUCAAGAAUUGUUGGUAACUUGAUUUCGAUCUUAAAAUGCUAGUUCGGUCGUAAAUUGUUUCACUUUUUAUGACAUAUUUGAGA